AUGGGAUUCAUAUACGGAUUCCUCUGUGGAGUCCUAUUUUUGCCGCUGAGUAUCCUGGCCGGAGCAUACUACUUCUUCACCUAUUCCGAAUCGCACAAGGAGAAAAUGCGGCAGGAGCUCGAACAAGAACGGAUCAAGGAAAAGGAACUGGAGCUCGACCUCGAGGACAUGCCCUCAGCCCUCUACGCAUCGUACUUGGGCGGCCUGCGAUCGUCAGGCGGCGGACCGAGCAGUGGCGGAUCCAAUGGCAACGGAUUAGCCGGAAUGGGUUUAAUGCCCGAACACCUCGACCCUCAAUAUCAAUUUGCAGGUUGGAUCUCGGUCAAGCGGAUACCAGAUGUCGACCAUCGGAUCAUUGAGCCCAAUUUUCAGAAAGUGAACAAGAGGAAGAAUGGGCACUCCAACGGCAACAGCGGUAAUGGCAACAACAACUAUGUCGGUGGACCUCUGGAUGAAGGAGGGCUUGGUCAAGGGAUCGCUGGAUCUUUUGGAGCGGGACCAGUGGCGCAGGACCCUCGAUUCACAUAUCUCGACACACAGAACCCUCAUCUCUCACUCCCACCAUGGCUUCAAGCCCGAUUCAAGGAUUCGAAAUACGCUGUCAUCAAAGGGGCUACCAUGUUCAUAUACGAGAACGAACUUGUGCAGGAGUGCCUGGGUGUCAUCACAAUACCCAACUAUCAAGUGUCGGUACCAGGACAACAAAAGGACGGACACAUCUUUUCGAAACGGAACCCGAUCUGGCUCAAGUACCAAGCUCCUGGAGGUCCUGCUUCGCUGGCUUCAACGAGUUCUCAUCAUACUCGGCGGUCGACAGCCAGCUCGGAGAACAGCCUUUCAUCAUCCAAGGACUAUUACCUGUCCAUGGUGAGCUGCAUCGAUAAGGAAGAUCUCUACUUUACAUUGCUGCGUUGCUCAAAGCUCAAGCCCAACCGUUCCUUCAUACGAGAAAUUCCAAAGCGGGACUCGACAAUGUUUGACAAGUCGGCUAUGAACACCCUGAUCCGGACGAUCCAUUCCAACGAGCACCAGUUCCAGGCAGCAUGGAUGAAUGCCCUUCUCGGACGGUUAUUUCUCGGCGUUUACAAGACUCCUCAGAUCAAGGACAUGGUCUUCCAAAAGAUGGUUGAAAAACUGUCGCGAGUUCGCCUCCCUAAUUUCCUCAACGACAUGCGGAUGAAAUCCGUCCAUCUCGGCGACGGUGUCCCUCUGAUCACCCGACCCAAGCUCCUGGCCCUGAAACCCAACGGUGAUAUGGUGAUGGAUCUCAGUCUCCUUUACCAGGGAGGAUUCCGUGCAGAGGUCGAGGCCGAGGCUGUCGUCACGGUCACCAAGAAAAUUCAGCCGAUCAAGGUGUCCCUCGUCCUUGUGAUGACUUUGAUUCGUCUCGAGGGUCGUGUCCAGGUCUGGAUCAAGCCUCCACCCUGUAACCGGAUCUGGUACGGAUUCUAUCACAAGCCUCAGGUCGAGAUGAAGAUUGAGCCCGUGGUGUCGGACAAGCAUAUCAAGUCGAACCUGAUCAUCAAGGCGAUCGAGAACAAGAUGCUGGAGGCGAUUGCAGAGACCAUGGUCCUCCCCAACAUGGACGACAUUCCGUUUUCGGACAGCGACGGUGCUGGAGGUAUUUUUGGCGAGGAGAUCCAACCUGGCGGGACUGCUGAUCCAACACCCAACCCGAACCAGCAGCAGCAACCCCAACAGCAACAACAGCAACAGCAACAGCAACAGCAACAGCAUCACAACGCCCACUCAAUGCCGCAGCAGCAGGCGAAGAGCCUUUCUCAUACCCUCAGUCCUUCCAUGCGUUCUGCGACGAUCGAUGUGACAGAGUCCUAUAACCACAGCAACAGCGCCGGCGCCAGUAGUCCACGGACUGCUAUGGAUCUCACGGGAGAAGUUCGAGUCCGACCUCGCGCCGAUUCGAUCGCUGCGCCUACGAUCUACAAGUACGCCCCUGGGUCUCGAUCGCAUGCGUCUCUUGGCGACGAAGUUAUGCAGCGGAAUUAUACCUACACCAAUAAUCACCCCAACAAUGGCGGCAGCAGCGACCUAGCAGGAAACCCGCAGCCGGCCCUCAACUCUCUAGAUGACGAUCCGAUGCGACCAAAUGGCGAGCAUAGCCAACAGCGACCGAUUGUUGAGUCACCCGAGGAGAUGUUCACGCGGACGCUGCAUGUUCCAGGAGGAUGCGGGAUUGAGGUGUCUGAUUACGGGUUUGGAGCCACUAUGAACUCUACUACCACCACCAACACCACCGCCUCGAGUGCUGCUUCUGCCCCUGAUUCGACUCCUGGAAACAGGCGCAAUUCGACGACCGUCAACACAACCAGCACCACGACGACGACUCAUAACUGGCUGUUCAACCGGAAACACAACAACAAUAGCAAUAGUAAUAACGACAGCAGCAGUAAUAGUAACGGCAACAGCAGCAACUUUACCAAUGGCAACUCGAACGGGAACAACAAUAAUAACACCACUAGCACAAUCAACGGGAGUUUAUCACCACCAUCGACUAUCCACCAAAGACGAGGAUCACUUGACCCCAGUAUCACACUCUCGUACUCUACAGGAACGUCGAUGGGACUCAACCCAAGCAACGCUCCACAACAGUUCCCGAACAUCGAGGCCGUUCGGACAAUGGAGGAGCACUACAGUCAUUACGGGAUCACGGAGUACCAACCCGCAGGUCUGGAGGGCAACAAGGCUGCGAGCAAGGAGAAGAAGAAGCUGAAGGACAAGUUGAAGAACUGGGAGAAGGAGCGACAAGAGCGUCAACAACUGCAGCAGCAGCAGCAGCAGAACCAAAUGGAUGGCGAUAGAGCGUCGGUGAAUUCGAAGGAUUCUGGAGACACGGGGUCGAGUUAUACUGCCAACGCGAAUGGACAAUGGGAUAGCAGCAACCAAGCGCCGUCGAUCUAUGGGAACAGCAACACUGGGAGCAGCAUUAAUGCCAACUCGAUGACGACCGAUAACCCGCACCAGAAGGAAAAGUUCUCGCUCGGCAAGAUGAUCAAGGGGUUCCGAAAGAAGCAUACCAAGGGAGCGCAUUCUGGAGGAUCCUCAUACCUUCACCCAAACUAUUCUUCGAACGGGAUCGGACGGUUCUUGCAUGGUGAGGAUGAUCUCUUGCAGCAGCAUCCUCUGGACGGCGAAGGCGGCGAGCCAAAUGGGUUCAUGCUGAACAGCGAGGAUACGGACGACUAUGGCGAUGGCGGGCAAGGAGGAUCUAUUCAUAGAGGAAUGGGACUCACAGGGUCGUUGUACCAUGGAGGUCUGGAUCUGGAGGACGCUCGAGCACCUACGACAUCGUCCCCUAAUGCACUCCUCUCGGCCUACCAACCACAGUUUCGACAAAAGUUUGAGUCCUCCCCGAACUUGUCUUCUUUGGCGUCGUAUUCUAACCCGGAACCCGCCCCUCAACCUCAGCCUCGAGCUGAUGAAGUGUCGCUGUCGGAUCAUGAGAGAGUCAUGCCGGGCUUUGGAGGAGGAGGAGCCAUCUCGCCAGCCUCGUCGACAACUGCAACACUCGUUUCGGAAUCUGGAAGUUUGAUGCUUGGAGCUGGAGGGUUUGGAGGCCGGAGUCGGUCGUCGACUAUCCAAGGCCCCACGAUCAACCCCAACCGUCUCUCGAUCAACAGUGCCCACACCGUCAACAGUGUCCACACCAUCAACAGUCUCCACAGCGCCAAAGGGAACGGUGCCAGUAGUCCAUUACACAGCGGAUCUCCACUUUCUCCUAGUCCUGGGAGCCGCCCGUCCUCGUUGCGCAAGUUUAUUCCUGAACACCAAUCUGUCGUACAGCAGCCCGAUCCGACAACGCAAUGUCAUGUCGAGCCGCAUUUCGUGAAUAAUGGUGUCGCUAUGAAUAUUCAUCCUGUGUCUUAG
Molecule: messenger RNA, 3885 nt
Organism: Linnemannia hyalina
Lineage: Eukaryota; Fungi; Mortierellomycota; Mortierellomycetes; Mortierellales; Mortierellaceae
Source: the annotation of a GenBank genome assembly